This is a messenger RNA of Hypoxylon fragiforme, 1041 nucleotides long. RefSeq names its product N-glycosylase/DNA lyase. Gene Ontology annotation, molecular function: 8-oxo-7,8-dihydroguanine DNA N-glycosylase activity; damaged DNA binding. Gene Ontology annotation, cellular component: nucleus. Gene Ontology annotation, biological process: nucleotide-excision repair; base-excision repair, AP site formation; base-excision repair. NCBI's taxonomy places the organism in Eukaryota, Fungi, Ascomycota, Sordariomycetes, Xylariales, Hypoxylaceae. The coding region runs from base 1 to 1041 and encodes 346 amino acids. The record is from RefSeq and is a predicted model, not a curated record. The transcript is spliced from 3 exons.
AUGUCUCCUGUGAAUUUGUCUGGAUGGCGAAAGCUCCCCUUAAGCUUAGCUGAUCUAUGCAUUGAGACUACUCUUCGCUGCGGACAGUCAUUUCGAUGGCUGACGGCGCUAUAUAAUCAAUGGUCUGAGUCCGAUUCUAACUUUCGAGAGAAGGCCCCGAAAUUCACAGGAAUUCGAAUAUUAAGCCAGGAUGCAUGGGAGGCCCUAAUAGCUUUCAUCUGCAGCAGUAACAACAACAUAUCUCGAAUUUCCCAGAUGGUCCAUAAGCUCUGUAUAUACUACGGGCCCUUAAUUGGACACAUUGGAGAUGAAGCUUUCCAUGACUUUCCAACACCCCAGGCUUUGAGUGGAAAGAAGGUAGAGUCUCAUCUCAGAGAACUAGGAUUUGGUUACAGAGCAAAAUAUAUCGCCGAAACGGCCCGCAUAAUCUCGGCGGAAAAGCCAGAAGGUUGGCUCGAGAGUUUGACCAACCCUGAGAACCCCAGCUGGCCAGUGACGGAGACAUCCAGCGACAAAGAGCCACCCUCUUAUAAAUAUGCCCACGAACAACUCCUACUCCUCACGGGGGUUGGACCGAAAGUCGCAGACUGUGUAUGCUUGAUGGGUCUUGGAUGGGGAGAGGCAGUUCCGGUAGACACACACGUGUGGCAGAUUGCUCAGAGGGACUAUAAGUUUGGAAAGUCCAAGACGAAAACCUUCUCUAAAGCUAUGUACGACUCAGUGGGCGAUCAUUUUCGAAAGAUAUGGGGUGAUCAAGCCGGCUGGGCUCAGUCUGUCCUUUUCACCGCAAACUUGAAGUCCUUUUCAGGACAGGCAUCAGGCAAGACCGAAGUUGAAGCGAAAGGGGUCAAAGUCGAAAUUGAGGGAACGAAAGAGGUUAAGGUCGAAGUUGAAGAAUUUGAGAAGGCUACUAUUGUUAGUGCACCUGCUAUUCGAUCACGGAAAAGGACCCGAGUUGCCGCAGUAGAAACGAUCAAGGUUGAAACUCGGACUACUGAGAACGUACCACCCACCAGGAGGAGUAAGCGGACCAAAGUCUAG